UUGAGGAGGACUUCAUUCUCUUUCUCUCUCUCCCAAAUAAACAUUGAAAUCUGAGUGAGUAGUGUCGGAAUUAAUCCAAUCCAUGGAGAGUACUACUACAGACUCUUGUAAUUCGAUGAUGAUGAUGGUGGGACCUGAUCAGCUUCCACCGGGGUUCCGUUUCCAUCCCACCGAUGAAGAGCUUCUAAUUCAUUACCUCAGGAAAAAGGCCGCUUCAAUCCCUCUCCCCGUUCCUAUCAUCGCAGAUAUCGAUCUAUAUAAAUUCGAUCCCUGGGAACUACCAGGUAUGGCUUCGUUUGGGGAACACGAAUGGUAUUUCUUCAGUCAACGAGACAGAAAGUACCCGAACGGCGCUCGGCCAAACAGGGCGGCGACGUCAGGGUACUGGAAGGCAACGGGGACGGAUAAGCCGGUGAUGGCGCAGGGUGGUACUGGUACUGGUGGUACUGGUGGGAGGCAGCAGAAAUUAGGAGUCAAGAAGGCUUUGGUUUUCUACGGAGGAAAGCCUCCCAGAGGGAUUAAGACUAACUGGAUUAUGCACGAAUACAGACUCUCUUCUUCUUCUUCUUCUUCUUCUGAUAUUAUAAAUAUUAGAAAUUCUCAUCAUUGCUUCGAUCCCUCCAACAACAACAACAACAACAACAAGAAACCCUCCCUCAGCCUCAGGGUAAUUAAUUUCAUAAUUCUUUAAUCCAAUCUAAUCUUAUAAUCUAAUCUAAUCUGUUUUCAUUUAUGUAUAACUUGAAGUUGGAUGAUUGGGUUUUAUGUCGAAUUUACCACAAGAACAAUUCCCCUCCCCCGAGAGAUCAUCAUCAUCAUCAUGACUCGCC
Impatiens glandulifera is the source of this 830-nucleotide messenger RNA. RefSeq names its product NAC transcription factor ONAC010-like. Gene Ontology annotation, molecular function: DNA binding. NCBI's taxonomy places the organism in Eukaryota, Viridiplantae, Streptophyta, Magnoliopsida, Ericales, Balsaminaceae. The coding region runs from base 83 to 691 and encodes 202 amino acids. The record is from RefSeq and is a predicted model, not a curated record. The transcript is spliced from 2 exons. Gene Ontology annotation, biological process: regulation of DNA-templated transcription; system development.